AUUAGUUGGUGCAUCUCCAACGGCCAUGGCUUCCUUAAGAACCGUUGAGAAAUGUACACCAAAAAUUCCUCAAUCUUGUUCGAAGCCCACAACCCAAACAAAGCGAAAGAUCGCGUCUUUGCCACUGCCCAUUUCGAGAAGGUCUGCAAUUCUCAUCUCUGUUCUGCCCUUAAGCCUUACUGCGCUUCCCCAAACAUUGCUGGCUAGAGAAAGGCGGAACAGGAAGACCAUCCCACUUGAGGACUAUCUCACAAGCACCGAUGGGCUUAAGUAUUAUGAUCUUGUUGAAGGGAAGGGUCCAGCUGCUGAAAAGGGAUCAACUGUGCAGGUGCACUUUGACUGUAUAUAUCGUGGUAUUACAGCGGUGUCAAGUCGAGAAUCUAAACUCUUGGCAGGAAAUAGAAUCAUUGCUCAGCCUUAUGAAUUCCAAGUUGGAGCUAUACCAGGAAAAGAGCGAAAGCGUGAGUUUGUAGACAAUCCGAACGGCUUGUUCUCUGCACAGGCUGCACCAAAACCUCCAAAAGCUAUGUACACCAUAACUGAGGGGAUGAGAGUUGGUGGGAAGAGGACUGUGAUUAUUCCUCCAGAGGCCGGGUACGGCCCUAAAGGAAUGAAUGAAAUACCGCCAGGUGCCGAGUUUGAACUAAACAUCGAACUUUUGCAAGUAAUUCCACCUGAAGGCAAGUGAUACACUACAUACUCGGAUCAAAAAGGUUUAUUGUACAUUCGGGCUUCUGUCUUGUGAUUCUUUUCUUUGAUUGGGUAGGAAUUCAUGAUCCUUCUCAUCGUGGUUCUUUCUUUAUGUAAGAACGAGAACACGUUUUAGUAGUAGGAUCCUGUAGUCCCAAAUUUUUGAUUCGUUUGUGUCGUUAGCCGAACAGACUUGUCCCUGAAUCGAGCUUCUUCAAUCCAUCAGCAUCUUAUCUCCAUUUUUAAGUGUAAUGAAACCUUGUACUGUUGAGUUUUGUCU
Molecule: messenger RNA, 970 nt
Organism: Sesamum indicum (sesame)
Lineage: Eukaryota; Viridiplantae; Streptophyta; Magnoliopsida; Lamiales; Pedaliaceae
Product: FKBP-like peptidyl-prolyl cis-trans isomerase family protein
Cellular component (GO): chloroplast thylakoid lumen
Molecular function (GO): peptidyl-prolyl cis-trans isomerase activity
Source: RefSeq, a predicted model, not a curated record